Klebsormidium nitens is the source of this 360-nucleotide messenger RNA. The record is from the annotation of a GenBank genome assembly. NCBI's taxonomy places the organism in Eukaryota, Viridiplantae, Streptophyta, Klebsormidiophyceae, Klebsormidiales, Klebsormidiaceae.
AUGAACGUGGAGGUUGUGUUGGCGCAUCCGAAGGUGGCGGGAGAGAGGUUCGAGGGCAACCGGCAAAAGCUUGCGACAAUCUUGGUUAAGGGACUCAACGAUGACGAGAGCAACUUCCCGAACGACUUCGACGACGUUCGGAAGUUCUUGGAGAACAGCACGCUAGAGUUCCUGCAGCGUGCAGCUAAACGACACAAGGGACUCAUCGACAAGCACUACCCGGGGCUGGUCAGACCCCUGGAGCCCACUAUUCCAAGAGAGCAAGUGGUACGAGACUCUCUGGCUUCGAGCAUACUGGGAGCUCGGACGGAGGUCCAGUGCUCGCAUGGAGAGUCGACAUUCUCACAGACGCGUUCGUGA